This is a messenger RNA of Gorilla gorilla gorilla (western lowland gorilla), 6715 nucleotides long. RefSeq names its product NPL4 homolog, ubiquitin recognition factor (gene NPLOC4). The record is from RefSeq and is a predicted model, not a curated record. NCBI's taxonomy places the organism in Eukaryota, Metazoa, Chordata, Mammalia, Primates, Hominidae. The transcript has 16 exons. The coding region runs from base 181 to 2034 and encodes 617 amino acids. Gene Ontology annotation, biological process: ubiquitin-dependent protein catabolic process. Gene Ontology annotation, molecular function: ubiquitin protein ligase binding; ubiquitin binding. Gene Ontology annotation, cellular component: nucleus.
AUUGAGCGAGGCACCGGGACGUCGGCGGCUGGCGGAGCCGGGCGGGCGAAGCUGGAGCGGCGGUGGCGGCGGCGUAGGGAGGCCGGGGCCGGGGCUGAGGCCGCGGCCGGGUCUGCGAGGCCCUUGGGGCGGCAGGCGGCGGCGGCCCGGGGCUCGAGCCCGGAGGCAGGAGCAGCCGCCAUGGCCGAGAGCAUCAUAAUUCGUGUCCAGUCCCCGGAUGGAGUGAAGCGGAUCACAGCAACAAAGAGAGAAACAGCAGCAACAUUUUUGAAAAAGGUUGCAAAGGAGUUUGGCUUCCAAAAUAAUGGCUUCUCGGUUUACAUCAAUAGAAACAAGACCGGAGAGAUAACAGCCUCCUCCAACAAAUCCCUCAACUUGCUAAAAAUCAAGCAUGGCGAUUUGUUGUUCCUGUUUCCCUCGAGCCUUGCUGGGCCCUCAUCUGAAAUGGAGACGUCAGCUCCACUGGGCUUCAAGGUCUUUGGCGCUCCCAACGUGGUGGAGGAUGAGAUUGAUCAGUACCUCAGCAAACAGGACGGGAAGAUUUACAGAAGCCGAGACCCACAGCUAUGCCGCCACGGCCCUUUGGGGAAAUGCGUGCACUGCGUCCCUCUAGAGCCAUUCGAUGAGGACUAUCUAAACCAUCUCGAGCCUCCCGUGAAGCACAUGUCCUUCCACGCCUACAUCCGGAAGCUGACUGGAGGGGCUGACAAGGGGAAGUUUGUUGCCCUGGAGAACAUCAGCUGCAAGAUUAAGUCAGGGUGCGAGGGGCACCUCCCGUGGCCGAAUGGCAUCUGUACUAAGUGCCAGCCGAGCGCCAUCACGCUGAACAGACAGAAGUACAGGCAUGUGGACAAUAUCAUGUUUGAGAAUCACACCGUCGCUGACCGCUUUCUUGACUUCUGGAGAAAGACAGGGAACCAGCAUUUCGGGUACUUAUAUGGACGGUACACGGAGCACAAAGACAUUCCCCUUGGCAUCAGGGCUGAAGUGGCUGCGAUUUAUGAGCCACCUCAGAUUGGUACACAGAACAGCUUGGAGCUUCUUGAGGAUCCAAAAGCUGAAGUGGUCGAUGAAAUUGCUGCCAAACUUGGCCUGCGGAAGGUUGGCUGGAUAUUUACAGACCUCGUCUCAGAAGAUACCCGAAAGGGUACCGUCCGCUACAGUCGAAAUAAGGACACCUAUUUCCUAAGUUCAGAAGAGUGUAUCACUGCAGGAGACUUCCAGAACAAGCAUCCCAACAUGUGCCGGCUCUCUCCAGACGGACAUUUUGGAUCCAAGUUUGUUACUGCAGUGGCUACAGGUGGUCCUGACAACCAAGUCCACUUUGAAGGGUACCAGGUGUCCAAUCAGUGUAUGGCACUGGUCCGUGAUGAGUGUUUGCUGCCGUGCAAGGACGCCCCGGAGCUUGGCUACGCCAAGGAGUCUAGCAGUGAGCAGUACGUGCCUGAUGUGUUUUAUAAGGACGUAGACAAGUUUGGCAACGAGAUCACCCAGCUGGCCCGGCCCCUGCCUGUGGAGUAUCUCAUCAUAGACAUCACAACAACUUUCCCCAAGGAUCCAGUUUACACUUUUUCUAUUUCGCAAAAUCCAUUUCCUAUUGAAAACCGGGAUGUAUUGGGUGAGACACAGGACUUCCAUAGCUUGGCCACCUAUUUGUCUCAGAAUACCUCAUCUGUGUUCUUGGAUACCAUCUCAGAUUUCCACCUCUUGCUGUUCCUGGUCACCAAUGAAGUUAUGCCUCUGCAGGACAGCAUCAGCUUGCUGCUGGAGGCCGUGCGGACCAGAAAUGAGGAGCUCGCCCAGACAUGGAAGAGGUCUGAGCAGUGGGCCACCAUCGAGCAGCUGUGCAGUGAGUACCCCCACCCCCUGCCCCGGCACCCCGUGGCUGGGGCCGGAGAGCAGCCCACUCUGCACAGCUCCCCACUGCCGGUGGUACCCUGGAUUCCGCAUCCAGCUGCAUCCUGGCAGGUGCCAUCGGCAAUGCAACGAGUAGAGACUCGGCCUCCCUGCCAGGCACGUGGCAGGCUCCGGUGAUGGAGCAGACAUGUUGUCCAGGCCGUACAUCUUAGGUACACAGCCCUGUAAAUUUUAUAAACCUGUACAUCAGAGAUACUAAUCUCCAGGCAUCCUAGGAGCACUUUGAACAUCACUGUCUUAAGAGAAUCAGAAACUUUAUGGAAGCGCCGGAAGCGUGGGACCUUUUGGUCUCCUUGAGAAUUGCCCUUUAGUGCUUAAAGCUGUAAGGAGGAGAAGCCUACAGCAUCCAUGUUCUUGCUGGUGGACACUACAGAAUGGACUGCAGGCAUUGCGUGUCUUCCGGACCCUCAGUCACCAGGUCCUGAACGAUUCCCCACUCGUGAGAACCUUCUGUCAGCAUUGCUGCAGGGACUCCUCACGCACCGUGGUGCCCUGUGCAGCCCAAGUGCCCUGAGUCCAUGCAGCUGAGAGCACCAAAGUGCCCGAGAGCUACAGCCUUGGACAAACGCUAGAAUCCUUCUAUUAACACAGCCUUCAAAAGACACAUCAAACACCUUUAUACCAUUUCCUCUCUUUUUCUUUUUUUUUUGAGACGGAGUUUGGCUCUUGUCACCCAGGCUGGAGUGUGGUGGCGCGAUCUUGCCUCACUGCAACCUCCACCUCCUAGGUUCAAGCGAUUCUCCUGCCUCAGCCUCCCGAGUAGCUGGGACUACAGGCAUGUGCCACCACGCCUGGAUAAUUUUUGUAUUCUUAGUAGAGACAGGGUUUCACCAUGUUAGCCAGGCUGGUCUCGAACUCCUGACCUUGUGAUCUGCUUGCCUCUGCCUCCCAAAGUGUUGGGAUUACAGGUGUGAGCCACCACGCCCAGCCGAGGUUUUCUUUUCAUACAAUUCUUUAUUAUUUUUAUUUUUGUAGAGACAGGGUCACACUCUGUUGCCGAGGCUGGAGUGCAGUUGCACAAUCGUAACUCACUGCAGCCUCAAACUCCAGGCUCAAGUGAUCUUUCUGCUUCAGCCUACUGAGUAACUGGGACCACAGGCUUGCAACACCAUACCCAGCGAAUUCUUGGGGCUUUGUUGUUGUUUUUUAUUUGUUUUUUAAAAAUAAUUUUAACUUUUAUUUUAGAUUCACAGGGUACAUGUGCAGGUUUGUCACCUGGGUAUAUUGCCUGAUGCUGAGGUUGGGGUAUGAUUGAUCCCAUCACCCAGGUACUAAACAUAGUACCUAAUAGUUUUUCAGCCCGCCCCCAUCGUGUGUGUGUGUGUGUGUGUGUGUGUGUGUGUGUGUGUGUGUGUGUGUGUGUUUUGAGCUGGAGCCUCACUCUGUCUCCCAGGCUGGAGUGCAGUGGCGCAAUCUUAGCUCACUGCAAACUCUGCCUCCUGGGUUGAAGCAAUUCCCCUCCCUCAGCCUCCCGAGUAGCUGGGAUUACAGAUGUGUACCACCACACCUGGCGUUGCCAUCUUUAUGUACAUGAGUACCCAUGUUUAGCUCCCACUUAUAAAUGAAAACAUGUAGUAUUUGGUUUGCUGUUCCUGCAUUAGUUUGCUUAGAAUAAUGGCCUUCAACUGCAUCCAUGUUGCUGCAAAGGACAUGAUUUCAUUCCUUUUUAUGGCUGCAAAAUUUUUUAAUAUUUUUGUAUCAGUGAGGUCUCACUGUGUUGUCCAGACUGGUCUCAAACUUUGGCCUCAAGCAUUUCUUGCACCUCAGCCUCCCAAAGCCCUGAGAUUAUACCUGGGAGCCACUGCACCCAGCCCUUUGAUGCAGUUCUAACAAUGACACCAGUCUUUUUUUUUUUCUUUUUUGUUUCCCUUUUAGAGACAGGGUUUCACUCUGUUGCCUAGGCUGGAGUGCAGUGGAGUGAUCAUAGCUCACUACAGCCUUCAAUUCCUGAGCUCAAGCGAUCCUCCUGCAUCAGCUUUCGGAGUACCUAGGAGUAUAAACAUGAGCCACUACACCCAACUAAUGUUUUUGGUUGGUGUUUUUUUUUUUUCUUUAAGAGAUGGGGUUGGCCGGGCCUGGUGGCUGGCUCACAUCUGUAAUCCCAGCACUUUGGAAGGCUGAGGCAGGUGGAUCACAACGUCAAGGGAUUGAGACCAUCCUGGCCAACAUGGUGAAACCCCAUUUCUAUUAAAAAUACAAAAAUUAGCUGGGCAUGGUGGCGAGCGCCUGUAAUCCCAGCUACUCAGGAGGCUGAGGCAGGAGAAUCACUUGACCCAGGAAGCGUAGGUUGUAGUGAGCUGAGAUCGUGCCACUGUACUCCAGCCUGGGCGACAGAGCGAGACUCUGUCUCAAAAAAAAAAAAAAAAAAAAAAGAUGUGGUCUUGCCGUGUUGCCUAGGCUGGUCUCAAACUCCUAGGCUCAAGUGAUCUUCCUGCCUUGGUUCCCAAAGUGCUGAGAUUACAGCUGUGAGCCACUGCACCUGACCUUUUUUUUUUUUUUUCCUCCUUUUUUUUUGAGACAGGGUCUCACUCUGUCACCCAGGCUGAAGUGCAGUGGCAUUUGAGGUCAGUCUCACCUUGACCUCCCCAGGCUCAAACAAUCCUCCCGCCUCAGCCUCCUGAGCAGCUGGGACUACAAGCAUGUGCCACCAUCCCUGGCUGAUUUUUUAAAUUUGUUGUAGAGAUGAGGUCUCACUAUGUUGCCCAGGCUGGUCUUGAACUCUUGGGCCCAAGCGAUCCUCCCGCCUCAGUGCUGAGAUUGCAGUGGUAAGCCACCAUGUCAGCCAACUCUUUAAUAAUAGGCAGUUCUGACUGGCGUAAGUUCUGACUGGUAUCUCACUGUGGUUUUAAUUUGCAUCUCUGAUGAUUAGUGAUGUUGGGCAUUUUUUCAUGGGUUUUUUGUUUGUUUGUUUUGAGACAAAGUCUUGUUCUGUUGCCCAGGCUGGAGUGCAGUAGUGUGAUCUCAGCUCACUGCAGCCUCCACCUCCCGGGUUCAAGCCAUUCUCCAGCCUCAGCCUCCUAAGCAGCUGGAAUUACAGGUGGCUGCCACCACACCCAGCUAAUUUUUUUAGUUUUAGUAGAGACAGGGUUUCUCCAUGUUGGCCAGGCUGGUCUCAAACUCCUGACCUCAAGUGAUCCACCCACCUUGGCUUCUCAAAGUGCUGGGAUUAUAGGUGUGAGCCACCGCGCCCGGCCCUCAUGGGUUGUUUUGUUUUGUUUUGUUUUGAGACGGAAUCUCACCCUGUCACCCAGGCUGCAGUUCAAUCGCAUGAUCUCCACUUACUGCAACCUCCACCUCCUGGGUUCAAGCGAUACUCCUGCCUCAGCCUCCCGAGUAGCUGGGACUACAGGCAUGCGCCCACGCCUGGCUAAUUUUUAAUAUUUUUAGUAGAGAUGGGGUUUCACCAUGUUGGUCAGGCUGGUCUUGAACUCCUGACCUCAGGUGAUCCACCCGCCUCGGUCUCCCAAAGUGCUGGGAUUACAGACGUGUAUACACAAGACACAAAGAUCAGCUCAGGAUGGGUCAUAGGCCUAAUGGUAAAAGGUAAAACUAUGAAGCAGGCUGGGCAUGAUGUCUCAUAGCUAUAAUCCUAACACUCUAGGAGGCCAAAGCUGGAGGACACUGUAGCCCAGAAGUUUGAGACCAGCCCACACAGCAUAGUGAAGCCCCGUCUGUACAAAAAAAGAUAUUAAAAAAAAAAAGAAUUAGCUGGGCAUGGUGAGUGGUCCACGCCUAUAAUCCCAGCUUCUGGGGAGGCUGAAAUGGGAGGAUCCCAUGAGUCAGGAGGUCGAGGUCACAGUGAGCCAUGAUUGUACCACUCCAGCCUGAAUGACAGAGCGAUACCCUGUCUUAAGAAAAAUAAAAACUGUAAAACAGUUAUUAAGUUGAAUCUCUUCAGGGCCUUGGGGUACGCAAAGAUUCUUUUAGGCAGGAUGCACAACCUUGGGGUAGAACACAGAAAAACACUGGCAUAAAAAUAGGUAAAUUGAUAAAUAAAUUUAUCUAAACAAAACACUUGUGCUCAUCACAGGGCACUGUUAGAAACAUGAAAAGUCACCAAUGGGGGACGCAGUAUUAGCAGUACAUACACACAACAUGACUUCUAUCUGAAACUUAAAAAUAACUCUGCCUGUUGAUAAUCAAACAGAAAUAGCAUAAGAAGAAGCUGGGCAGAGGGUGAAACGUUUCACAAAAGGAAAUGCAGGUCGGGCACGGUAGCUCACGCCUGUAAUCCCAGCACUUUGGGAGGCCGAGGCGGGUGGAUCAUUUGAGGUCAGGAGUUCGAGACAGCCAGGCCAACAUGGUGAAAACCCAUCUCUACUAAAAAUAAAAAAAUUAGCCAGGUGUGGUGGCACGUGCCUGUAAUCCUAGCUACUUGGGAGGCUGAGGUAGGAGAAUCGCUUGAACCCAGGAGGCAGAGGUUGCAGCGAGCCGAGAUUGCGCCAUUGCACUCCAGCCUCGGCAACAACAAAAAAAAGGAGAUGCAGGAGCAGUCACUAUCAUUAGUCAUCAGGGAAAUGCAAAUUAAAACAUGAGAAACCAUUACACAUUCAUCAGUGUGGCUGAAAUGAAAAAAAGGCGACAAUGUCAAGUGUGAGUGAAGAUGUGAAGCAGCUGGAACCCUCGCACCUUGCGAGUGGGAGGCAGAACGGUGCCACCCUCGCGAGAACUGUGUCUCAGGGUCUUAGAAAGUUCAGCACACAGUUCAUUACCCUGUGGGCCGGCAGAUUCAUUCCUAGGUAGGUUUUUGGGUUUUUUGUUUGUUUGUUUGUUUGUUUGUUUUGAGAUCGAGUUUCGC